GACGGGGCAGGGAAAGCCGACUUUGGACAUGUCUUCUUCCCUCACUCCAUUAGAAACUCACGACAAGUCAUGGAAUCUAUGGCCCGAGUGCUCUCUUCCGCUACAUAAUAAUAAAGUACAUGAGGCUUUCAUACAAGUUCAGGGGCAAAUGGUGAAGAAAGAAUGGGCUCAUGUGUUGGGUGGACGGGGAGUUCCAGCU
This is a messenger RNA of Geodia barretti, 199 nucleotides long. The record is from the annotation of a GenBank genome assembly. NCBI's taxonomy places the organism in Eukaryota, Metazoa, Porifera, Demospongiae, Tetractinellida, Geodiidae.